GCGGUGGAGUCAGUCACGACGCUAGGCUCUCACAGGUCGUUAGCUCAGGAGACGCAAUGUGUUCGAGGAUACCUUCCGUCAAACCAGACCCUCGAUCUUUGACUCUGCUGCUUCGUCUUGGGAGCAACACUGAGGGCUCGGGACUCACCGGCGCCGCUCGUUGGGCAGCCCGCCCCGACAUGAGGACACAGCGAACACCGCUGACAGCUGUCGCCAGAUCUUACUGCACCAGGAAACCGACCAACAACAAACCGCUCUUUAGACAGCUUUUUGAAUCAGCGAGCAGCACCUACACCUAUUUGGUGGCUGACCCUGACACCAAGGAGGCAGUUCUCAUCGACUCCGUGCUGGAAACGCUCAGUAGAGAUGUGAAACUUAUCAAGCAACUCGGCCUUCGUCUGAAAGUGGCAGUGAACACCCACUGCCAUGCAGACCACAUCACCAGCACUGGGCGAAUGAAGAAACAUCUGCCUGGGUUGAAAAGUGCCAUCUCCAAAUUCAGUGGUGCAAGUGCAGACAUUUUACUUUCAGAGGGAGACAAGAUCGCCUUUGGCAAACAUCAUUUGUCGGUGUGGGAAACACCAGGACACACAGAUGGUUGUCUGACGUUUGUACUGGGGGAUAAGAGCAUGGCAUUCACCGGAGAUGCCUUGCUCAUCAGGGGCUGCGGCAGGACGGACUUUCAACAAGGCUGCCCUGCAACACUUCACAACUCUGUUCAUCAGAAAAUCUUCUCACUGCCUGACCUGUGCCGCGUCUACCCUGCACAUGACUAUGAAGGUCAAACGGUGUCUACUGUUGGUGAGGAGCGCAAGUUCAAUCCACGCUUCACUAAGAGCCGGGAGGAGUUUGUCGACAUCAUGAAUAAUCUAAAUCUUCCGAAGCCAGAAAAGAUUGAUAUUGCUGUGCCUGCUAAUCUCGCCUGUGGAGUGCAUGGAUUAUAAAUUGGCGUCUGUGCAACAAAAAAAAAAAAAAAGAAAGAAAGAAAGAAAACACACUUUAUUGAGCAAUAUAUUGUCAUUUGUUUGGCAUGUCAGAAAAGAUGCAGCUGGUUUCUGCCGAUAUUCAC
This is a messenger RNA of Synchiropus splendidus (mandarinfish), 1069 nucleotides long. RefSeq names its product ETHE1 persulfide dioxygenase (gene ethe1). Gene Ontology annotation, molecular function: sulfur dioxygenase activity. Gene Ontology annotation, biological process: hydrogen sulfide metabolic process; glutathione metabolic process. The record is from RefSeq and is a predicted model, not a curated record. NCBI's taxonomy places the organism in Eukaryota, Metazoa, Chordata, Actinopteri, Syngnathiformes, Callionymidae. The coding region runs from base 57 to 944 and encodes 295 amino acids. The transcript has 7 exons.